Triticum aestivum (bread wheat) is the source of this 1512-nucleotide messenger RNA. Its product is annotated as BTB/POZ and MATH domain-containing protein 1-like. The transcript is spliced from 3 exons. NCBI's taxonomy places the organism in Eukaryota, Viridiplantae, Streptophyta, Magnoliopsida, Poales, Poaceae. Gene Ontology annotation, molecular function: protein binding. Gene Ontology annotation, biological process: protein ubiquitination. Bases 180 to 1301 code for a protein of 373 amino acids. The record is from RefSeq and is a predicted model, not a curated record.
AACCCUAAGCCCAGGAAGGAGAGCAGAGCACCCCGACCACGCACGCGGCGGCCGGCGUCACUCCGUCAAUCUCCGUCUUGCCGGCGACCGCGACUCGCGUUGCCACUGCGGCCAUCGGGGGGCGUCUCCGUGGAUCCGGUUUGCGCCUGUACCAUCAAAUCAGGAUCAGGUUCAUCAUCAUGUCGCCGAGAGAUACGGGCUCGUCUUUCUUCCAUAAGGGCAAGGUGUGGCAUCCAGACAUGGGAUCUGCUGUGGUGUCAUCCAGCGGGUACCACCAGAUUGUGCUGGAUGGCUACUCGGACACCAAGCACACCCCAACUGGCAAGAGCAUCGAUUCAGUCCCCUUCACCAGCGGAGGAUACCGCUGGGUUCUCAAGUACUACCCCAACGGCUCUUGCCCGGAGACCGCCGAUUUUAUAUCCAUUCUCGUUUCCCUCGACCAGGAGAUCCUGCGGCCCAUGAAGGUGCUGCUCAAGUUUUCUUCCAAGCUUCAGUAUUUCUCAUUGAACCAGGUUGUUCCGACACCCCUUGCCGAAGCCCGAACGUCUGUCUUCUCUAGCGGUCGUAUGGUUCUGGGGUUUGACAAACUUAUCAAAAGAAUUGACUUUGAAAAGUCACGCCUCAUGGGAAAUAAUCAUAUCACCAUACAAUGUGACAUCAAUGUCGUCGCGGACACCAGCGUCCCCACACCGCUUCUUGAAGAGGUCCCACCAUCUGAUAUACGACAGCAUAUUGCUGAUCUCUUGUUGAGCAAGGAAGGUGCUGAUGUGACAUUCCAGGUUGGUGGUGAGAAGUUCACUGCCCACCGGUGCAUACUUGCUGCCCGAUCUGCUGUCUUCAAGGCGGAGCUCUUUGGCUCCAUGAAGGAGGGCGGCACUGCAUAUGUCAUACAGAUAAUUGACAUGGAAUCAAAAGUGUUUGGUGCCAUGCUUAGUUUCAUCUACACUGACUCGUUGCCCAAGAUGGAGACAUAUAGCAUGGACGAAGGAGAGGUGGAGGAAGGCAAAGGAGAAGAAUCAAUGUGGCUGCAAUCCUUGCUUGUCGCGGCAGAUAGAUAUGAUAUUCUGAGAAUGAAAUUGAUAUGCGAAAACAAGUUGCGGGAGUGCAUUGACGUGACCACGGUGUCUGGCAUUCUAACUCUAGCUGAGCAGCACAAUUGCCCUGGGCUGAAGGAGGCAUGCUUGGAGUUCCUCAAAAUUCCUACAAAUUUAGAGAAAGUAUUGAUGGCUGAUGGCCUGGACCAUAUAGUUCAAACCUGCCCCUCCCGUGUCAAGGAGCUCCUGUCCAAAUUUGCUUCCUAAGCUUCACUACAAUGAAAAUCAUCAUCAAUUUCCCAAGGAAUGAUUAUGAUGGCUUCUGGACCAAGUACUUCAUGAAUAUGCAUAUUUUAGGCAUGAUUAUCUGUGUGAUUGGUAUUCCCUUUUCUGUAAACUAUCAGCCGUGCUAUGUUAACUGUGGAGUAUCAAAUAUGCACUGUGAUUCAGUUAUAAGGUAUAAUUCUUCUUCUUUGGA